Molecule: messenger RNA, 747 nt
Organism: Cherax quadricarinatus
Lineage: Eukaryota; Metazoa; Arthropoda; Malacostraca; Decapoda; Parastacidae
Source: RefSeq, a predicted model, not a curated record
GGGUACGAUACGGCGUCAGCUGUCAUUGGCCCUAUAAACCCCAAACAACAAUAACAACAACAAAAUAUAAAGCGAACUUCACUUAUCCUGAAAAAAAAGAGCAAAUUAUCACUGUCAUGAAUCAUCAGAGGUGAAACCAGUAUCGUCUCAGUUAUCCGAAUGCAUCCUAAACCGCUCCUGCACUUGUGUAUAGACUUUCUGGUUAAUUCAACCAAGAGUUAUCAACGUCACUGCCAUGAUUAUGAAGGCAUUUGGAGUAAUGUGAGUGAGGUGUGGACAGACCUAUGGUACCUGUCGCCAUGCAUCCCUGAUCGUGCUACACAACUGUUGCAUAAUUAUCUUGUGUACGACCGCCACAAGAGUGAAGUUCGUGAUGUAACACGACAGCUUUUGACUCUGUUAGCUAUCAAAACUCGCAGAAUCAGCUUUGUGCCAAUAGAAGGACAGCUAGCAAGCAUCAUCUCUUCAGCCUUUUUCUCUGUGUUGACCUCAUUGAAGUAUGAAUGUGCUGUUAGCAUUGCUGCCAUUUGCUCUGAGCUCACUGUUCUCAAGCUGGGUGGCAACACAACAGCAGAUGUGUUGUGUGCAGCGAGGAACUGUCCUAUUACAGUUCUUCACAUAAGUGAACGACUUGUUUGGCAGCCUCGAGUUACAGAAGAUGACUUAAUAGAUAUCAUCAUAGGUUCUCGGAAUUACAACUUGGCAGAACUACUGAGCAAUGUCCAACAGGGAAAAUUCAAUUCAUGA